UGACAAAUGCGACCUCCGUCACUCAGUAACAAUACAACUUCCCCUUAAAGGACGUAACUUAUAAAAAGGAGACGUGCUUGUAAUGUUCUGAAUAGUGAUGUUGUAAAAAAAAAAACGUCUGGACGUCGCCACCAAACUUCGAGAAAGCCUCAUUAAUCUGUCAGCAAUACAUUUUAUUAUUUAAUCGGCUAUGGAUCCACCUGAAAGUUCAGUGAACCGCAUUGGUCGCACUAUUUGGACGGUUUGGGGUUAUCUGUCCGGGGCUGUUGCAAGAUAUCUCAGACCGGAAGUCACCGAUGAAGGAAACCAAGGUGUUCGUACCAGAACAGACGAUACUGAUUUGAAAAGUGCAGUAAACAAGAUUAAUAGAGAAGUAACGGAAGAUAAUAGCAACAAUGAAGGGAAGAAAACAAAUCAAAUUGACAGUGCAGAUGUAAAGUGUUCCCCAUCUAACGUCAGAGUGCAAGUGGCUUCUGUACAGUGGGAAAACACUGAUGUGGCCAAGGACGAACUUCAUGUUCACGCCACAAAAAAACAAACUUACCAUUGUGUAGUGUGGUCCACUGGGACUGAUACAGACAAUGAAAGACGCAUGGUUGAUGCACAAGUUGACAAAGAAACAGAUUCAUCCGAUGAGGUUCAGGCUGAAAAAGCAUAUGCAAAUAAUGAGUGUAAGGAGAGUGUAACUGCACACGAGCUGGAGGAAACUGGAAAGAUUGAACAAAAAUAUGGUGACAAUGAAGAUGAAGAAGAGCGUGAUCAGAAUCAUGAGGUUGAAAAGUGUGCAAAAAAUAGAAAAGAUGAAUGUAAGACAGACGUAAUGGUUCAAUUGGAGCAAGAUGUAGAACGGGAAAAGCAGAUAAACACGGCAGACCACGGAGAGACAGAACAUGCAGAUGAACAGCUUAUUGAAGAAAAGGAGAACAAUUUAGACCAGGAGAAUCAGGAGAAAACUGAGAAUGAUGAAGAACAUGGACUUGAAUCACAAGUUCAAGAUCUGCAGAAGAGUGAAGAUCCAGAUAACACAGACAUUGUGGUCCAAUGUGAGCAAGAUGUAGAACAGGAAAAACAGAUAAACACAGUGGACCAUGAAGAUACAGAAGGCAUUGCAGGUUUUAAACAUGCAGAUGAACAUCUUUUUAAUGAAACAGAGGAACAAAUUGUUGACCAGAAGGAUCAGGAGAAAACUGAGAAUGAUGAAGAACAAGGAACUGAAUCACAAGUGCAAGAAUUGCUACAUUUAACAAAAUAUUCUGAUGAAAUUUCUAACGUCUAUAAAAACGAUGUUGAGGAGAUGAUGUCUGAAACUAGAAGUGAGACUGAGCAGGAUAAGGAGAAUGAAACGGUACAGAACUUGGAAGAAAUUGGGCAGCUUGAACAAAAUGAUGGUGACAGUGAAGAUGAAGAAGAAUGUGAUCAGAAUCCUGAGGAUGAAGAGUGUGCAAUGGAAAGUGAAGAUCUGGAUAACGCAGACGUAAUGAUCCAAUCUGAGCUUCAUGGAGAAGAUGUAGAACAAGAAAUGCAGAUAAUCAUGAUGGACUAUGAGGAGAAAGAAGGCAUUGGAGGUUUUAAACAUUCAGAUGAUCAUCAUAUUGAUGAAAAGGAGAAACAAACUGUUGACCAGAUGGACCAGGAGAAAACUGAGAAUGAUGAAGAACAAGGAACUGAAUCACAAGUUCAAGAUCUGCGGAAGAGUGAAGAUCCAGAUAACACAAACAUAGUGGUCCAAUGUGAGCAAGAUGUAGAACAGGAAAAGCAGAUAAACAAUGAGUGUAAGGAGAGUGCAACUGAACACGAGCUGGAAGAAACUGGAAAGAUUGAACAAAAAUAUGGUGACAAUGAAGAUGAAGAAGAGCGUGAUCAGAAUCAUGAGGUUGAAAAGUGUGCAAGAAAUAGAAAAGAUGAAUGUAAGACAGACGUAAUGGUCCAAUUGGAGCAAGAUGUAGAACGGGAAAAGCAGAUAAACACGGUAGACCACGGAGAGACAGAACAUGCAGAUGAACAGCUUAUUGAAGAAAAGGAGAACAAUUUAGACCAGGAGAAUCAGGAGAAUGAUGAAGAACAAGUAUUUGAAUCACAAUUUCAAGAUCUGCAGAAGAGUGAAGAUCCAGAUAACACAGAUGUAAUGGUCCAAUCUGAGCUUUAUGGACAAGAUGUAGAACAAGACAAACUCAUAAAUUUGAUGGAUCAUGGAGAGAAAAGUGGCUUUGGAGGUUUGAAACAUUCAGAUGAACAUCCUAUUGAAGAAAAGGAGAACAAUUUAGACCAGGAGGAUCAGGAGAAAACUGAGAAUGAUGAAGAACAAGACCUUGAAUCACAAGUGCAAGAUCUGCGGAAGAGUGAAGAUCCAGAUAACACAGACAUUGUGGUCCAAUGUGAGCAAGAUGUAGAACAGGAAAAACAGAUAAAAGUGGACCAUGAAGAUACAGAAGGCAUUGCAGGUUUUAAACAUGCAGAUGAACAUCUUUUUGAUGAAACUGAGGAACAAAUUGUUGACCAGAAGGAUCAGGAGAAAACUGAGAAUGAUGAAGAACAAGGAACUGAAUCACAAGUGCAAGAUAUGCUUCCACAGCUGGAAUAUUUAACAAAAUAUUCCGAUGAACUUGCUUACAACUCUAAAAACGAUGUUGAGGAGAUGAUGUCUGAAACUAGAAGUGAGACUGAGCAGGAUAAGGAGAAUGAAACGGUACAGAACUUGGAAGAAAUUGGGCAGCUUGAACAAAAUGAUGGUGACAGUGAAGAUGUAGAAGAAUGUGAUCAGAAUCCUGAGGAUGAAGAGUGUGCAAUGGAAAGUGAAGAUCUGGAUAACGCAGACGUAAUGGUCCAAUCUGAGCUUCAUGGAGAAGAUGUAGAACAAGAAAUGCAGAUAAGCAUGAUGGAUCAUGGAGAGACAGGAGGCUUUGGAGGUUUUAAACAUUCAGAUGAUCAUCAUAUUGAUGAAAAGGAGAAACAAACUGUUGACCAGAUGGACCAGGAGAAAACUGAGAAUGAUGAAGAACAAGGAACUGAAUCACAAGUUCAAGAUGUGCUGCCACAGCAGGACUAUUUUCCAGACGAAGCCAAUGGCCUUGCAAAGCCUGAAAGGCUGAAAGUAAUGGAGAAAUAUUCUGAUGAAAUUGAUGAAUUCUCUAAAGAAGGGGUUGAGGAGGUGCAGCUUGAAACUGAGCAGGAUGAAGACACCACAGAAAGUGAACAAGACACGAUUAAAUAUGAAGUAAUGGAGUCAGUAGAAACCCUGCAGACAGUUUCUGAAGAACUAUCUGCAAAGAAAGUACCAAAUGUUGAACUGAAAAUGACCACAUUAGUGGAUGAGUUUUUAGAAACUGUUAAUAAUCCGAAACUGUCGGAUUCAAAACUGGAUACUUCAGAAAAUACUCCAGAAAUGGGAACUGGGUCAUCUGUGGUGGCCACGAAACCUGAAGGCAUGAUUUCAGAUCGAAUUGUUUGCGAGUUCCCAGGAGAAUUAAGGAAAGGGCCAGAGACUGAUUUGGGAUGUUUUGAGGAGGUCCAAACUACUCUACAUGAUCUCCAAACUCUUACAGAGGAGCAAGCAGAAAGGGAAGCUGUGGUCGUAUGCUCUGUUGAGCACUUGGAAACCAUGAGAACAGUUGAGACAAAAAAAGACAUUGAAACCUUAAUUGAAUCCUUAGGUUCAACAGAAAGUCAUGCACAUCAAGAAACAGACAAAACCACAUUCUCACACAAAGAACAUGUUGAACUAAGAACUGAACUGACUGAAGAAACAAUUGAUACAAAGAUCAGUUCAGAAGUUGAGGAAGCAGAACCCACAAUGAAAGAAGAUCAAUCAUCAGUGAUCAGAAAUGUCUCUUUACAGUCACAUGAGCUUCUUGAGUUCAAAGGUGAAUGCAAAUCAUCUGUUGGAACAAUGGACACAUUCAGUGAAUCAAGUGUGUCUGAAAUCGCUGGAACCGCAGAGAUUAAACAUCUCGCAGAGGAGCAAACAGAUGUGAAACCUGUAUUAACACUGUCUUUGAGUCCAGCAGAGUUUCUGGAGGAAACUGUUCAUCUGAAAGGAGUAUCAGAGCGAUGCACAGAAGAGCAGGAGAUCCUGGAGGCCGCUUUAGAGUAUGUAGAAGGAAUAACAAAUCAAGUCUUGAAGGAUAUGUUAGAAAGACAAGUGAACGUAGUACAAGAAACAGAACCUUUGGCAAGACCUUCAACAGAAGAACAUGGUGAUGCAGAAAAUAAAGGACCUGCACAAUGUGUAUCAGCUGAUGCCUUUGUCCUGGAAGAAGAAGGGAAGUCAUUGGGUGAGACGAUUGAGACUAAAGAGGAAAUGGAGGUGGAAACCACAAGUAAUGAAGUUCUUAAACAAACAGAGUGUGAAACCACUGAAACUGAUGGACGUCGUGAUCAGACACAGAAGGUCAUUGCUGGAGAAACAGUGUUGAGAAGUCAUGAAGACGUAAUGGAAGUCAGCAGACCUGGGAUGAAAAGAGGAUUUGAUCAAGUGAGCAAAGACCUUGCAGAGGUGAAGGCAAAAGGAAAAUUUGAUUUGUAUCUACAGGCAUUUGAGGAAUCAUCUUUGGACUUUACCAUUCAGAAGGCUCGAAUUGCUGUGAAGAAUCCCCUAGUUCGGCCUCCCAAAGACCCCAGAAGUCUCCUCUUCAAGGUCUCGGUCGAACCUCUCGUCUCACAGCCGUCACCACGUGGUCAGAAGAUCGAAGUCUCUGUUCCAAGUAAAGGGGUGACUGGAUUUAAACUUCCAGGACUGGGUGCAGGGCUGCCAGUACUGAGAAAAACUGAGUUUGGGAAGAAAGCAAGAGAAGGAGGAGCAGCAGAGAGAACACUACAAACACAGCAAGAGCCAGUUGCAGUAACAGAGGAUUCUGUCAAACAAGAGCAAGUGCCAGCUAAACCCAAAUGGACACCACCAAGGCAUCCUGGUAUGGGGAGUCCCUUCAUGAUGGCAGAACUCAAAAACAAACUCAAAAAACCUGUUCAGGAGUAAUAUAUUUCAUUUCAUCAUCAUUUUUAGAUGCAUUCUUCACCGGUUUUAUUUGUCUUAUUUAAGCACUAUGUAGCCUGGCAAAUAUUAUGGAAAGUUAUUCUACUGUUAUUAUUGCUGCCACACAACAUUUUAUUUUACUUUCGCUAUUUUGUUUGCUUCUAUCUAAGAAUCCAAGCUGCGAACAACAUUUAUAAUGCACUUUUCUUAAGACUGAGUAUUUAUUUAUAUUUGAAAAAAAAAAUGAGGAAAAUUAUUACAUGCUAUAUAUAUAAAAAAAAUUGCACUUUUUUGCAGCACUUAAACUUUCUGACUGUAGUUCAAACUGUCAUAGCCAUUGUUUAUCACUAGGAGGCAGCAGAGAAACACAGCUGGUCACGUAUGUCUUUUAGCCACUAGAGGGCAGAGGAGAGUCACUGGCUGUCAUACCACAUUUAGUUCUAUUUUAUCACUAUUAGUUAUUGUUAUAUUGUAUGUUUCUUUUUCUUGUCAUUACUUUCUAUGUGUAUAAUUAUUUUGCAAUAUUGGAUGUAAACAAUCAUGGCAAUAAAGUACUUUGAAUUGAAUAUA
This is a messenger RNA of Carassius gibelio (silver crucian carp), 5539 nucleotides long. Its product is annotated as myb-like protein X. The transcript is spliced from 6 exons. Lineage: Eukaryota; Metazoa; Chordata; Actinopteri; Cypriniformes; Cyprinidae. The coding region runs from base 191 to 4972 and encodes 1593 amino acids. The record is from RefSeq and is a predicted model, not a curated record.